Messenger RNA from Oncorhynchus mykiss (rainbow trout), 1223 nucleotides. It is a transcript of the gene g6pc3, whose product is annotated as glucose-6-phosphatase catalytic subunit 3. Gene Ontology annotation, cellular component: membrane. Gene Ontology annotation, biological process: glucose 6-phosphate metabolic process; gluconeogenesis. Gene Ontology annotation, molecular function: glucose-6-phosphatase activity. Lineage: Eukaryota; Metazoa; Chordata; Actinopteri; Salmoniformes; Salmonidae. The record is from RefSeq and is a predicted model, not a curated record.
ACCAUUCCAACAGUUCGAUGCCUACCAUCAGAACAUCAACAUGCACCUGCAAAGUUUGUCCCAUUCCUCCCCCUGUUGUCAAGAUUCAGAAAUGCUUCUGCUGCAAAAUAUUUAUGUCCCGACUAUCACGCCAUCAACCAGAAUAUCGUCACAAUAUCAUCUUAUUUGGAUCCUUGAUAUUGUGUAUUCACUUUAAUUAUGGAGGCCAUACACACCCAAGGUAUUUGGAUUGCUGAAGCACUUCAGCAAAUAACGAAGAGCCAAGACAAACUUUGGUUGAUUGCCACUCACAUUGGGGAUCCCAAAGCUGCCUUCCUUCUCGUGUUCCCCUUGACUUACUUUCUCAACCGACGGACUGGAUUUGCUGUUGUCUGGGUGGCUGCUAUUUCGGAGUGGCUUAAUCUAGUGUUCAAAUGGAUGCUCUUUGGCGAGAGGCCAUUCUGGUGGAUUGGAGAAUCCCGUUUAUUUGAGAAAAACCCUCCCAAACUCCAACAGUUUGCCUCAACUUGUGAAACAGGCCCAGGCAGUCCAUCUGGUCAUGCAAUGGUAACAGCAGCAGUGUGGUGGGUGAUGGCCUCAUCCCUGGGUUCUCUUCUCUACUCCUACACACGCAGCAUGUUGCUAUCAGCGGUUCCGUAUGUGCUGUAUCUGCUGGGGUUAGUGGCAGUUGGCUUCUCUCGCAUCUUUAUCCUGGCACACUUCCCCCAUCAGGUCAUAGCUGGCUCUUUGACAGGCUUCAUUCUUGGGGUAGUUCUGAGCCGUCAGGUUCCAGAAGGUCGCCCUCUGGUGUUUUUUGUGAGUUCCAGCAUUGGGCUACUCCUUAGUGCUCUCCUAAUCCACUCAGGACUGACAUGGCUGGGCUUCGACUUGUCCUGGUCCAUUGCGUUGGCUAAGAAGUGGUGCUCCCAUUCAGAGUGGAUUCGGCUGGACACAGCCCCGUUUUCCUCACUAACACGGGACUGUGGUGCUAUCCUGGGCCUGGGGCUGGCCCAGUACUGGAAGCCAGGUGGGUACACUCUCCCCUGUGCUCCACGUGCCCUGUGUCUGGCCCUCUGCUCCAUGGCUCUCUACCAUGUCCAUCGACUGCCUCUACCAAUCCAACCACAGCCCCUCUUCUACUUCCUCUUCUUUAUCAAGUUUACCAUCGUGCCCCAGGUGGUCAUGAUCUAUGUACCUGGCUUUGUACACCUCCUUACACACAAAAAUAAAAAUGAUUAAAAUGA